AUGGAUUCAUGGUCUCUGUCUUGGUUUCUGUUCCUGGGCAACCUUCUCAUGGUUUCUGGCUGGGCACAAGACAGAAAUUCUAUUAUUGGAGAUAAAUACAGAUGGCCUCACGUCGUUCCAUAUGUUCUAGAGGAUAGCUUGGGUGUGAAUGCUAAAGCGGUUAUCCUCCAGGCAUUUGAUCGCUAUCGCCUGAAAACUUGCCUUGACUUCAAGCCUUGGUCUGGGGAAGAUAACUAUAUAGCAUUUUUCAAGGGCACUGGCUGCUGGUCCUCGAUAGGAAACAGACAUGAGGGGAGGCAGGAACUUUCCAUUGGGAACAAUUGUGACAGGAUAGGAACCGUGCAGCAUGAGCUCUUACACUCGCUGGGAUUCUGGCAUGAGCAGUCUCGUUCUGAUCGGGAUGACUAUAUCCAGAUAAUGUGGAACAGAAUUAAACCAGGUCGAGAGCACAAUUUUAAUAUUCAUAAUGACAAAGAAUCCGAUUUCCUGAAUGUUCCCUACGAUUACUUUUCUGUAAUGCACUACAGUAAAAUUGCAUUCAAAAGUGGAGAAGACCCUACAAUUAUAACAAAGAUGGCAGGCUUUGAGGAUCUGAUUGGCCAACGCAUGGAUUUCAGCGACUAUGAUCUCCAAAAGUUGAAUCGACUAUAUAACUGCUCCUCUUCCUUGAGUUUUAUGGACUCAUGCAAUUUUGAACUGGAAAACAUAUGUGGAAUGAUACAAAGUUCAGAAGAUAAGACUGACUGGAAGCGAGUUUCAAAUGUUUCUGGGGGUCCAAAGACUGAUUAUUCCAACAUGGGAAAGUGUAAAGGUUCUGGUUUCUUCAUGCAUUUUAACAGUAGCUCUGUAAGUGAGGGGCACACAGCAGUGAUGGAAACUAGGAUGCUGUACCCUAAAAGAGAAUUUCAAUGCUUGGAAUUUUAUUUGUAUAACAGUGGAAGUAUAAAUGACCACCUGAACAUAUACGUCAGGAAUUAUACUGCAGAUGAUGUAAGUGGUCAUCGGAUCCUUGUGAAACAAAUAAAAGAAAUUCCCAUUGGGAUCUGGAAACUUUACUACAUACCACUGAAAAUGGUCAACAAAUUUAGAGUGGUGUUUGAAGGUCUCAGGGGCUCUGGUGCAUCGUCAGGUGGUCUGUCUAUUGAUGACAUCAAUCUUUCGGAAACACAGUGCCCUGAACAUGUGUGGCACAUAAGGAAUUUCAAAGAGACCAUUGACAAAGAAAAUGGAAUUCUAUUAAGCCCUCCAUUUUAUUCUCCUAAAGGUUAUGCUUUUCAGAUUCAAUUCAGUCUAAAACCUUCGACAGAUGCACAGAUAUAUCUCCACUUGGUCUCUGGAGGCAAUGAUGAUUAUUUGAAGUGGCCAUGUCCUUGGCAACAAAUCACGAUGACACUCUUGGAUCAAAAUUCUGACAUUCGACGGCGUAUGUCCAACCAGCUGAGUGUAACUACAGACCCAUUUCUGCUUGAUGAUACAAAGUAUUUUUGGGACAGGCCUUCUAAAGUGGGAACACAGACUGUUUACCCUAAUGGAACUGAGUAUAUGAUGAACAAAGGCUAUGGGAGCAGUGUCUUCAUAAGCCAGAGCAGGCUGCACAGCAGAGAGUUCAUAAAAGGAAAUGAUGUUUAUAUCCUACUGACCACGAAUGACCGAUCUGACCUCGCUCAAAUACCAGAUCAGAGUAACCCAGAUCAGAGUAACCCAACCUCUGAUCCCAAUGAUCUCUGCUCAGUCGUCGUAUGUGAAAAUGGUGGCAUGUGCUCCGUCCAGAAUGGCAAGGCCGAGUGCUGGUGUCCUUCUGGGGAAGACUGGUGGUACAUGGGAGAAAGGUGUGAGAAGAGAGGUUCAACCCGUGACACCAUUGUCAUUGCUGUUUCUUCCACCGCUGCUGUGUUUGUCCUGAUGCUGAUAGUCACCCUCAUCAGUGUUUACUGUACCCGGAGGAGAUAUCGCCAAAGGCCAAAUUCAAAUAUUGCGAGUAUCACUCUGGAAAAUGUAAGUUGA
This is a messenger RNA of Urocitellus parryii (Arctic ground squirrel), 2004 nucleotides long. The record is from RefSeq and is a predicted model, not a curated record. Lineage: Eukaryota; Metazoa; Chordata; Mammalia; Rodentia; Sciuridae.